UUUGUUUCCUGCAGUCAUCCUGGGUAUUUCGGUAAGGUGGGCAUGAGACACUACCACUUGAAGAGGAACACUCUCUUCUGCCCCACCAUUAACCUGGACAAGCUGUGGACGCUGGUCAGCGAGCAGACGAGGGUCAACUACAGCAAGAAGCCCGACGGCCCGGCGCCCAUCAUCGACGUCGUGCGCGCUGGCUUCUUCAAAGUGUUGGGGAAAGGCAAGCUGCCCAAGCAGCCGGUGAUCGUGAAGGCCAAGUACUUCAGCAGACGAGCUGAGGAGAAGAUCAAGGGUGUUGGAGGAGCGUGUGUGCUCACCGCUUGAACUGCGUUUGCUAAAUAAACAACAGAAAAAUUAA
Molecule: messenger RNA, 352 nt
Organism: Sinocyclocheilus rhinocerous
Lineage: Eukaryota; Metazoa; Chordata; Actinopteri; Cypriniformes; Cyprinidae
Product: 60S ribosomal protein L27a-like
Exons: 2
Biological process (GO): translation
Cellular component (GO): ribosome; cytosolic large ribosomal subunit
Molecular function (GO): structural constituent of ribosome
Source: RefSeq, a predicted model, not a curated record